AUGCUUGGCGUCCCAACGCGUCGCGCCAGCCUCCGCAAAAUAUCCGCGGGUCCUCCAGCGCGCUGGACGCUCGCCAUUGGCCUUCUCGAGGGCUACAAGAGCGCGCGCGCUGAACACCCCUCGAAUCACAACGCGACGAUGCAGCUCUUGUCUCUGAUCGUGCUCGCUGGCGCCGUGGCCGCCACCCCUGUUCGUCGGUCGCUCUAUAGCGGCCUGUACAACACAACGUGCGUCACCGCCGGCGAAGUCGCCAAAGACGCCAACUGGCUCCCGAACGCUCCCGUCACGGCACAGAUCACGGGCGGACAAGCCGGGGUGUCGCUGAUCCUGGACAUCGGACUGAUGGACACGACGACGUGCGAAGCGCUGCCGAACACGCUCGUCGAGGUGUGGGCCCCCAACGCGGUGGGGACGUACGGGGCGGGGUUCUUGCGGGGGGCGACGCUGACGGGCUCGAACGGGAUCGCGGAGUUCGAGAUGAUCUUCCCCGGAUUCACGUCGGCGGGGGCGAACCACAUCAACGUGAUCGUGCACCGGCCGGGGGUGACGAGUCCGGCGAACGCGACGACGGUCGCGCACGUCGGGCAGGUGUUCUUCACGGACCAGUGGACGAACGUGAUCGGGAUGUCGGCGCCGUACUCGGGAGACACGCAGGCGCGGGUGCUGAACGCGGGCGACGGGCUGUUCGCGCAGGCGAGCGCGGACGGGUUCUCGCCCAUCGUGGACAUCGAAGAGAUCCAUGACGACUGGCCCGAGGGCAUCUCUGGAUACAUCACGAUCGGGGUGGACCCGGAGGCGGAAUACGCAAACGCGUGA
Heterobasidion irregulare TC 32-1 is the source of this 816-nucleotide messenger RNA. RefSeq lists its product as uncharacterized. Lineage: Eukaryota; Fungi; Basidiomycota; Agaricomycetes; Russulales; Bondarzewiaceae. The record is from RefSeq and is a predicted model, not a curated record. The coding region runs from base 1 to 816 and encodes 271 amino acids. The transcript is spliced from 9 exons. Gene Ontology annotation, molecular function: iron ion binding; oxidoreductase activity, acting on single donors with incorporation of molecular oxygen, incorporation of two atoms of oxygen.